Cryptomeria japonica (Japanese cedar) is the source of this 807-nucleotide messenger RNA. RefSeq lists its product as uncharacterized. The transcript is spliced from 4 exons. The record is from RefSeq and is a predicted model, not a curated record. The coding region runs from base 1 to 807 and encodes 268 amino acids. Lineage: Eukaryota; Viridiplantae; Streptophyta; Pinopsida; Cupressales; Cupressaceae.
AUGAGCAAACCAAGCUCUAAUGAAAAGGAUUCAAAUGCAGAGGAUUCAAAUGCAGAAGAUUCAAAUGCAGAAACAAGAAUUCCUCAAUAUACUCCUUCAAGGAUUAUUACAAAGAGACAUCCUCAAAAUCAGGUUAUUGGUAACAUGGACAUAGGGAUUUUGACCAGAAGAAGAGCAAAAACUACUAAACAAGCUCAAAUUGCUGAGCACUGUUGUUUGAUGGAUGUCAAAACUGCCUUUCUCAAUGGCUAUCUUGGUGAAGAAGUUUAUAUGGAACAACCAGAAGGUAAUGACAUUCUAGUUAUUGAAGUAUAUGUGGAUGACAUUAUUUUUGGCUGCAAUAAUGAUUCCUUGUCUAAAAAGUUUUCUAAAAUCAUGGAAUCUGAAUUUGAAAUGUCCAUGUUGGAUGAAUUAACCUUCUUCCUUGGUCUUCAAGUAAUGCAGCUUAAACAAGGCAUUUUUCUGUCGCAAACUAAAUAUGCCAAAGAAAUGCUUAAGAAGUUUAACAUGACAGACUGCAAACCAGUUACCACUCCAAUGGAAACUGGUUGUAAAUUAUCUAUGUCUGAUGACUCACCUGAGGGUACUUUAGAAUAUGGUGUAUGGUAUCCUCGAACUAAUGAUUUCACUCUUGUUGGUAUCACUGAUUCUGAUUGGGUUGGCUGUAUAGAUGAUCACAAGAGCACCAGUGGUGCUGCCUUCUUUCUAGGCGAUUGUCUUGUUGCUUGGCACAACAAAAAACAAGAUUGUGUUACUUUGUCCACUGUAGAAUCUGAAUACAUUGCUGCUACUGCAUGUUGUACAUAG